Molecule: messenger RNA, 2051 nt
Organism: Mesocricetus auratus (golden hamster)
Lineage: Eukaryota; Metazoa; Chordata; Mammalia; Rodentia; Cricetidae
Gene: Ccdc185
Product: coiled-coil domain containing 185
Exons: 1
Coding region: 89-1918 (609 amino acids)
Source: RefSeq, a predicted model, not a curated record
GGGAUCUGAGAGUAGGGUGGGUGUUCUCAGUGGCCCCCAGGAGGUCCCCUGACCUUCCUGUAGACUCUGGGCCCCCCGGGAAGAGAGCAUGGCCGGCUUCCACCUCUUCUCCUCAUGUCCCUAUGCGGAGCAUGGGGAGCCCUCGACCGGUGGGGAGCAGGAAUCCGACGCACCGCUGGGCUGGCCUGAGCUGUCCCUGAGUCCCUGGGCCCAGACUCCAGGUGCGGAAAUCGAGACCGGAUUGCCCUGGGGGCACCAGAAAUGUUCACCCACCGGGCGGUCCCGCCGGCGUGGCUAUAUGUCCUUGCCACGAGAGAGCCACAGCCUGACACACGUGGCCCGGAGACCGUCGGACCGCGCCAGGAAGCACAGGUCCGGCAGCAGGCAGCUGGACGAAGAGGCGCCCACCAAGUCCAGCAGGACCUGGCAGCAGCAGCAGCAGCAGCCACCCGAUCAGCCCCGCCCCCGCUACCCUGAAGCCCCAGGAGCUUCCUCCCCGCCGUACCCUGGGGGAGCUUUCAGCCCCCAGAGUUUGCUUUUAGAAAAGACACACAACGGAGACCGGUGGGCAGUGCCGGUGCGCAGACAUGUAGGUCUCUGGUCCCCUUCCUCGGUUCUCACCGACAAGUCUUCUGUGCACUCCCUCGAGUCCCGGAAGCAAUCCACCUGUGUGUGCACCCAGAAGAGGGGUAGUGGUGACCGGACUGAGUCCUUAGCCAACCAGUACUCCCAACCCUCCACCUCCUGCAAAGAGACGAGUAGCCAGCACGCUCAGGUCCUCAAAAGCAAGCUGGACGAAGCAGUGAUAUCCUCCAGGGACCAGAAGAUCGUGGCUCUGGUGCUGAGCCGGCUCCAGAAGGCCCAGAAGAUGCGAGAGCUGCAGCAACAGGCAGCAGUCGCCUGGGAAGAGCUGAAGCGCUCAGACCAGAAAGUCCACCUGACCCUGGAGAGAGAGCGCAGGCUGUUGCUGCAGCAGAGCCAGGAGCAGUGGCAAGGACAGAAGGACCAGCACAAGCCACGGAGGGACCAUGAGCAGCUUUGCCAGGGCCGCGAGCAACCCGGCCAGCUGCGGGACUGCCAGGAGAAGAGCGCCAUCCAGUCGGAGAGCGAGAGUCGGUGGCCUGUGCCACCUGACAACCCGGAGAACCCAGACCUGGACAAGCUAGACAGGUCUGAGCAACUCAAACAGUGCCAACUGCAGCGUCUGCGGGAGCAGCAGAGGGUGCUGCAGAGCCUGCGGGACCUGAACAGGCUCCAGCUGCAGAAGAGGCUGGAGGUGGCCUGUCAAAAGAGGCACCUGGCAGAGAGUCAGAAGAAGGUCCAGGAGAGCAACCUGAGCUCGGUCGUCAACUUCCAGGCCCGCAAGGUUCUCAUGGACUGUCAGGCCAAAGCGGAAGAGCUCCUUAGGAAGCUGUCGCUCGAACAGAGUUCCCAGCGCUCCCAGGACAUCCAAGAAGAUCUGGCUAAGGAGAGGCAUCGAGAACAGCAGGGGAAGGCGCAGAAGGAGGCCCAGCAGUUCCAGCGAGCGAGAUGGCGAGCGGAGGAGGCAGAGGAGCGGCGCCAAGAGAGCAAGCGGGUACUGGCAGAGCUGGCUGAGCAGAAGAUCAGGCAGGCCAGGUGUCAGGCGCACAAGACCGACAGGGACAGAGCGCAGCACCUGCAGGAGCUGAACAUCCUGCGGGAGAGGAACCACCACAUCUUGAAGCUGAAAGCGGAGAAGGAGGAGAAGUAUCACAUUGAGGGCAUCAAGGAAGCCAUCAAGAAGAAGGAGCAAAGGGUGGGGCCGAUGACCCGAGGGAACGAUCCCAUCUUCCAGGAGUUCCAGAAGGUUCCCUCGGCCUCCAAGACAGACCGCUGCUUUGACCACAUGGCAGCAGAGCCGCAGCUGCCUGUGCACCAUCAGAGUGGAAUCUACUGAGAACCCAGGAGGAACAGGGCACCACCCGGCAGCCAGACACGUCAUCGUCACCAUGCGACUCUGCUUUAUAAUCUGAUUUUAACCGUGCAUUGAUUUUUAAGAAAAUAUAUAAAAUAGCUGCAGUUGCCUCCCA